AUGUUGAGAUCUAAAUUAUCACAUUCUAUAAGAGCUCAACAGUUAUUCAGAUUACAAACCAUGAGUAGUAAUUAUUCAACUAAAGUCAAUACUCAUAGUGUUGAUGCAAAAUUAGAAAAUGAUGUCUUAUUUCAAAAUGUUAAUAAUACUAAAAUUAUUACAUUAAAUAGACCAACUAAAUUAAAUUCAUUAAAUGCAUCAAUGGUUUCCAAGAUUUAUCCAAGAUUACAAGAAUAUUCAAAAUCUUUUAGUACUCAAUUAAUUAUUCAAAAUUCAAAUGGUCGUGCAUUUUGUGCAGGUGGUGAUGUUACUUCAUGUGUUGAAGCAAAUAAAAAGGGUCAAUUUGAACAAUCUAUUGAAUUUUUCCAAAAAGAAUAUUCAAUGAAUUAUCUUUUGGCAACAUAUAAUAAACCUAUUGUUUCUAUAUUAGAUGGUAUAACUAUGGGUGGUGGUGUUGGAUUAAGUAUUCAUACUCCAUUUAGAAUCAUAACUGAAAAAACAAGAUGGGCAAUGCCAGAAAUGGAUAUUGGUUUUAGUCCAGAUGUUGGUACUUCAUUUGCUUUAAAUAAAUUGGUCCCAAGUUCAUUAGGUUGGUAUUUAGCUUUAACUGGUGAAAAUUUAUUUUCUUGGGAUGUUUAUUUUAGUGGAUUAGGUACUCAUUAUGUUUCAUCAAAUAAGAUUCAUGAAUUACAAGAUCGUUUAACUAAUUUAGUUUUACCAAGUAAUGUUGAAGAUCAAUAUGAAAUUAUUAAUAGUGUUUUAGAAGAAUUUGUUGAACCAUUACCAACUAAUUAUAAAUUUAAAUAUUCUAUAGAGGAAUUACAAUUAUUAGAGAAAGUUUUUACAAGAGAUACAAAUAUGGAGAGAAUUUUUGAAAAUUUAAAAAAAUCAAAAUUAGAAUUUGCUAAAACAACUUUAGAAACUUUAAAGAAAAAAUCGCCAUUAUCAUUAAAAGUUGGAUUAGAAAUUUUACAAAGAGGUUCUAAUUCAGAUAUUCAUGCAGCAUUAACAAAUGAAUUAAAUGCAGCAGUUCAAUUCAUGAAAGAUUCAGAUUUUAAUACAGGAGUAUCAUCAAAAUUAAUUGAAAAAUCUAAAAAUAUUCCAAAUUGGAAAUAUAAAUCAAUUGAAAAAAUCCCAGCAAAAGAAGUUGUACCAUUUUUUAAAAAAGGUCAAUCAUCUCCAUUAGAUGAAAAUUUUAAUAUUACAUUUAAUCAAUAUCCAAAAAAUUUCGGAUUACCAAAAUCACAAGAUUUAAUUAGUGUUGCACAAGGAUUAGAAGAACAAUCAAAAGAAUCUUUAAUUAAAUCAUUUUUAAAUGAUGAUAAAUUUAAUAAUAAAGUUGGGUUGAAACAAUAUUUAGAUUUAUUUUAUGAUGUUCAAAAUGAAUCAAAAUCAAAAUUAUAG
Messenger RNA from Hansenula ciferrii, 1404 nucleotides. RefSeq names its product mitochondrial 37S ribosomal protein mS47 (gene EHD3). Gene Ontology annotation, molecular function: 3-hydroxyisobutyryl-CoA hydrolase activity. Gene Ontology annotation, biological process: L-valine catabolic process. Bases 1 to 1404 code for a protein of 467 amino acids. The transcript has a single exon. The record is from RefSeq and is a predicted model, not a curated record. Lineage: Eukaryota; Fungi; Ascomycota; Saccharomycetes; Phaffomycetales; Wickerhamomycetaceae. Gene Ontology annotation, cellular component: mitochondrion.